This is a messenger RNA of Cavia porcellus (domestic guinea pig), 1771 nucleotides long. RefSeq names its product cell growth regulator with ring finger domain 1 (gene Cgrrf1). Bases 103 to 1101 code for a protein of 332 amino acids. The transcript has 6 exons. Gene Ontology annotation, biological process: negative regulation of cell growth. The record is from RefSeq and is a predicted model, not a curated record. NCBI's taxonomy places the organism in Eukaryota, Metazoa, Chordata, Mammalia, Rodentia, Caviidae.
GCUUUGACCCCCCCCCCCCCGCCCCUGUCCCCCUACCUCCGGAGGUGGGUCGUGCUGGGUUGAGCAAGACGGUGGGAUCCGUGCUCAGCCCAGGAGACCCUGAUGGCUGCGGUGUUUCUGGUGACGCUGUAUGAAUACUCGCCACUGUUUUACAUCGCGGUGGUUUUCACCUGCUUCAUCGUGACCACCGGCCUGGUACUGGGAUGGUUUGGCUGGGAUGUUCCAGUAAUUCUGAGAAAUUCAGAAGAGACUCAGUUCAGCACAAGAGUUUUCAAAAAGCAGAUGAGACAAGUGAAGAAUCCUUUUGGCUUAGAGAUCACUAAUCCAUCCACAGCUUCAGUUACAACCGGCAUAACCCUGACAACAGACUGCCUUGAAGACAGCCGCCUUACAUGCUACUGGGGCUGCAGUGUCCAGAAGCUGUAUGAAGCCCUGCAGAAGCACGUCUAUUGCUUCCGAAUCAGUACCCCACAGGCCUUAGAAGACGCUCUGUACAGCGAGUAUCUCCACCAAGAGCAGUAUUUUAUUAAAAAGGACAGCAAAGAAGAAAUAUAUUGCCAAUUACCAAGAGACACUCAAAUUGAAGACUUUGGGACCGUGCCCAGAUCUCGUUAUCCAUUGGUGGCACUAUUGACUUUAGCUGAUGAGGAUGACCGAGAAAUUUAUGAUAUUAUUUCCAUGGUCUCAGUAAUUCAUAUUCCUGAUAAGACUUACAAACUUUCCUGCAGAAUAUUAUAUCAAUAUUUACUCCUGGCUCAGGGUCAAUUUCAUGAUCUUAAGCAACUUUUUAUGUCUGCCAAUAAUAACCCCACCCCCUCCAGCCAUCCCUCGCCGGAAGAGCAGCGUGCGGAGCGCACUUGGCUGGAGAAGGCCGGGCUGUGCGAAGGCGAGACGGAGCCCUUGGAGGAGAGCAGCAAGGACUGCGUCGUGUGCCAGAACGGGAGCGUGAACUGGGUACUGCUGCCCUGCCGGCACGCGUGCCUGUGCAACGGCUGCGUUGGGUACUUUCAGCAGUGCCCGAUGUGCCGGCAGUUUGUGCAGGAAUCCUUUGCACUUUGCAGUCAGAAAGAGCAAGACAAAGACAGACUGAAGACUCUGUGAAGAUGCCGCCGCGGCUGAAAAACACACUUUCUACCUGAAAUGCAGACAGUCAUGUCCUUAGCAUUAAUCCCUAUGUGGAGUCAACAGUAUUGAACGUCACCGAAACUUCUUAUUCUAACUGUAUUUAUGCAAUACUUGGAUGAUGGAAGUGAGUGGGUCCCCUCUGCCCAGGGUGGUGAGCACUGGAAUACUGCGUUAAUCCAUAAAAUCCAGAAAAAUGUCAACAAUUUAGCUUUUUAUCACUGGAUGGUUUCAUAGAAUCGUUUGGAAUAAUCAUUCUGAAAAACCAAUCCAUUUGAAAUUUUGGAAGCUAAAAGUCUCAAGUCUGCCGAAUAGUUUGCUUUGACAAAAUCUGGAGUGACAUAAUUUGGAAGAAAUUUAUUUCUCUUUAAUUGUAUGUUCCUCAGUUUACAAAAGAGCUGGAAAGGGCUUCUUUCUUUAACUCCUUUCCUGAAAUGCGCUUUUAUAAAUAUCAAGCUUUUUGGUUUCUAAUUUCCUGUAACAUCAUAGUUACAUAAGCACAAGUCUUAAUUUUUAAACAUAAGUUGUUAAAUCAUAAAUGCAAGAUAUGAUUUUUGACUGUUCCCAAUGUGUCAUAUGUUAAAAUGAUACUGGUCUAUAGGUGGCAGAUUUAUAAAACCCAGAUAAUAAAAUUUCCUGAGUAAUUAAA